This is a messenger RNA of Rattus rattus (black rat), 2148 nucleotides long. It is a transcript of the gene Asb8, whose product is annotated as ankyrin repeat and SOCS box containing 8. Gene Ontology annotation, cellular component: nucleus; cytoplasm. The record is from RefSeq and is a predicted model, not a curated record. Bases 146 to 1012 code for a protein of 288 amino acids. The transcript has 4 exons. NCBI's taxonomy places the organism in Eukaryota, Metazoa, Chordata, Mammalia, Rodentia, Muridae. Gene Ontology annotation, molecular function: protein binding. Gene Ontology annotation, biological process: intracellular signal transduction.
CCCACGCACUCGGCCGUCUUGCGCUGUAAACCCGGGGCUGCUGCGGGCCGCUUCUGCUUCCGGGUCACGCCUUGACAGCGGCUUCCCGGACCGAUCUGCCCCGCGGUUCGGCAGUUUGGAGCAUGUGAGCAUGCCCUGAGCCUUGAUGAGCUCCAGUAUGUGGUACAUUAUGCAGAGCAUUCAGAGCAAAUACUCGCUCUCCGAACGCCUGAUUCGAACAAUCGCUGCCAUCCGCUCCUUCCCACAUGACAACGUAGAGGACCUCAUCAGAGGGGGAGCAGACGUGAACUGCACGCAUGGCACCCUGAAGCCCCUGCACUGCGCAUGCAUGGUGUCCGACGCCGACUGCGUGGAGUUGCUCCUGGAGAAGGGAGCGGAGGUCAACGCCCUGGAUGGCUACAACCGAACGGCCCUCCACUAUGCAGCAGAGAAAGAUGAGGCUUGCGUGGAGGUCCUGUUGGAAUAUGGGGCAAAUCCCAAUGCACUGGAUGGCAACAGAGAUACCCCGCUUCACUGGGCAGCCUUUAAGAACAAUGCCGAGUGUGUGCGGGCCCUGCUGGAGAGCGGGGCCUCUGUCAAUGCCCUGGAUUACAACAAUGACACUCCACUCAGCUGGGCUGCCAUGAAGGGAAAUCUUGAGAGUGUCAGCAUCCUUCUUGACUAUGGCGCUGAGGUCAGAGUCAUCAACCUAAAAGGCCAGACACCCAUCUCCCGCCUGGUGGCUCUGCUGGUGAGAGGACUGGGAACAGAGAAAGAAGACUCCUGCUUUGAGCUCCUCCAUAGAGCUGUUGGACAGUUUGAAUUAAGAAAAAAUGGCAUCAUGCCACGAGAAGUGACCAAAGACCAGCAGCUGUGUGAAAAACUGACUGUGUUGUGCUCGGCACCAGGAACUCUUAAAACCCUCGCCCGCUACGCUGUGCGCCGCAGCCUGGGUCUCCAGUAUCUGCCCGAUGCAGUGAAGGGUCUCCCACUGCCAGCGUCUUUGAAGGAAUACCUGUUACUCUUAGAGUAGCCUGUAGGGGACAUUUCUGCCAUCUUGCAGACAGCUCUGGGUGAGGUUUUCUUUUCAAUUCUGUCCCUUUGUUGUGGAACACAGAAAAGCACUUGUUCCUGUUGUGUGGUUUAUAGAUUUUGAGACAACACAUAACAGCAAUGUCUAUACCAUCUCCCCUCCCAUACCAAGCAACCAAACCAAAAAAAGUUACCUCACUUCUGUUUGCUGUUUUAUUGCUUAGUUGCCUUUUUAUAUUCAAUCCUGCAAAAGAAGUCUUCCCCAGAUCCCUGCAGGACACUUUAGUCAACAGUGUGACUGCAUUUCCUAGGUAAAUCUAGUAAAGUACUUAGAUACAUGGCUUCCUGGGCCAUGGUGAGCAUUGUGAAGGAGUUCCUUCUGAAGAGUUGUAGUUGAUCUGAAGUUUAAGAAGUCCACACUCCGAUUAACAAGAAUUAUGUUCCAAGGAUGAGUGCUUGAACUUCAUUCAGAUGGGGUGUAGACUCAGGAUUCGGCACUCAGGAGCCCUGAUUCCUUUUCCAUAUGGUACCCAGGGCUCGGCAUCCAGCGGUGCGUUUCACAGGAUGUCUGGCUGCUCCGAGGGAGAAGAGCAGGAUUCCCAGCAGUCCCGGGAUUGCCAGGCCAUCCUAAUGUGGCUUUCCCUGAAAACUCCUUUGCACCAAUGAGCAGAGCGAGGGCCCUGCUCCUCCCAUGAAGGUCUCUCUAGUAAGGGCGGAGGGUGGGCGGCACUGCCUUUUCCACAGAGCCCCAUUCCCUAAGAGUUCCAAGCUGUUUUUUUCCUACUCUCUUGGAACCUUUGCCUUUUACUGAGCUAUAGAAAAUGGGGUAAGUGGAGCUAGGGACAGAACACAGAAUACAAAAGGGGUUCUUUGGAACUGGCCGCCUACCCUAAAAGACCCAUUUUUGUGAACAAUGUUCUUCCUUUUCGUGUUCUUAAACUAGAUGAAGUUGAUUUUGACCUUAGGCGAUCUGUAUGCAAGUUUGGAAAGCAUUUUCUAAAAAGCUGGCUGGAGACUGCACCCAGAUGAAUAGGACCUUCAGACUGCCACUAACUCAAAACAGCGUGCCUGCUUUUGUUCUCUGCUGUCGCUGGGUUUGCCCAUUUGAAAAAAGAAUAAAAUAAUUCUAAAAGCAAA